This is a messenger RNA of Argiope bruennichi, 2218 nucleotides long. Its product is annotated as thymidylate synthase-like. The transcript has 7 exons. Gene Ontology annotation, biological process: dTMP biosynthetic process. NCBI's taxonomy places the organism in Eukaryota, Metazoa, Arthropoda, Arachnida, Araneae, Araneidae. Gene Ontology annotation, cellular component: cytosol; mitochondrion. The record is from RefSeq and is a predicted model, not a curated record. Gene Ontology annotation, molecular function: thymidylate synthase activity. The coding region runs from base 77 to 973 and encodes 298 amino acids.
GCGCGGUUAUCUGAUUUGCUUUGUUCAUUGUUUUGGCUUAAUUAAACUAGUUAUAGUUUUUCAAAAAAAAAAAAAAAUGAAUGGUUCAAUUGUGAACGGGUAUACAAGGCAUGAUGAAUAUCAAUAUUUGGAUCAAAUUCGUUUGAUUUUAGAGCGUGGCCACGUUAAGAAAGAUCGCACUGGUACAGGAACGAAAUCAUAUUUUGGAACUCAAGCUCGAUAUAAUUUGAGAGAUGGAACCUUCCCUUUAAUAACUACAAAAAAAGUUUUUUGGCGAGGUAUCUGUGAAGAACUACUUUGGUUUAUUUCUGGCAGUACCAAUGCUAAUGUUCUGAAAGAAAAAAAUGUCCAUAUAUGGGAUGGAAACAGUUCUAAAGAAUAUAUGGCAUCCAUCAACUUGUCUUAUCCUGAAGAAGGAGAUCUUGGUCCAGUAUAUGGAUUUCAGUGGCGACAUUUUGGUGCAAAAUACACUGACAUGAGCAAGGAUUAUACGGGUGAAGGAGUUGAUCAGUUACAAAAUGUAAUAAAACUUAUUAAGGAAAAACCAUAUGACCGGAGAAUGAUAAUAUCAGCUUGGAAUCCCCCUGAUUUGCCAAAAAUGGCUCUUCCACCUUGUCACUGUUUAGCCCAAUUUUAUGUUAGUAAUGGUGAACUAUCUUGUCAACUUUAUCAGAGAUCUGCUGAUAUGGGUUUAGGUGUUCCAUUCAACAUAGCUAGCUAUGCUCUUCUUACUCAUAUGAUUGCUCAUGUGACUGAUCUCAAGCCAGGUGAUUUGGUUCAUACUAUUGGUGAUGCUCAUAUAUAUCUAGAUCAUAUUGAUCCCCUCCAGGAACAAUUGACAAGAGAACCAAAGCCUUUUCCAAAGUUGAUAAUAAAAAAAGACACAAAAAAUAUUGAAGACUUUGAGUUUAAAGACUUUGAACUUAUUGGAUAUGAAUGUCAUCCUCCUAUUAAAAUGAAAAUGUCAGUGUAAAAAGUUUUUCAAGAGGUAUAUGACUGAAAAAAGUUAUAUACAAUCUGAUAUCAUCUGGUCAGCAUUUUAAAUGUAUUUUUUUUUUAUUAUUAUGCUAUUAUUUUAAAGUUACUUUUAACUUUUUUAGCAAAUUUUUUUGUGGCAUUAUUGUGUAUAAAAUUUUGAGUUAUAAUCGAAGUUUUUUUAUUAGUUAAGGAAUACUUCAUUUAUCAAAAUACCUUGGUGUUUUUUCCACCUGUGUCUGUGUUACUUGGUGUCUUUCCACCUGUGUCCAUAUAUUAUCAACAUGCAAAUGCAUCAGACAGGAAACAAACAUACAAAAAAAGUUAAAAUGUUUUUGUGUUUGUUUCCUGUCUGAUGCAUUUGCAUGUUGAUAAUAUAUGGAAAGAGCGAUAGCAUUUGUGUAUUAUGUAAUUGUCUUUAGCUGAUCAUCUUUCAAGCUCAAAAAAGACUUAAGUAGUAAUCCUGAAAUUUAAGUCUGAUUGAAGAAAAUUCUGUUAAAUGAUUUUUUUUUUUUUUUUUAUGUUUGUAAUUUAAAACUGAUUUUUACUGAAAUGUAUCAGUGUGUUUUUCUCAUCUGGCUUUGGCUUUAUGAAAAAUACAUUUUAAUUUUCUUCCAUUAAAUCAUUAGUUAUAAAAGUCUUGAUUGAUAUUUUUUUUAUUUAAAUUCUGUUUUUGAAAUAUAUUUUCCAUGGUCAUUUUUACUGCUUGCAGCAGAAUUUUUCUGAUAUCUUUCAACAGCAUUUAGUUAAUCAUCAAAAUGAUAAAUUUUGUAUGCAGUUGAUAAAUUUGAACAUCUGAAAGAUUACACAUCAGUUAUGUUUAGGAAGAGAAGAUGAAAGAAUAUAUAAGAAAUUAGUAUAAUUUCUGUGUUAAUGCAAGAUGCAAAUUUUAUGCAUUUAAAACAACUUAGCUCUAAAAUCAUUAAAUGACUCAAUUUUAGGUAUAAUAAUAAAAAAUAUGUACAUCGCAUUAUAAAAUAUGAAAUUAAAGUAUGAGUCAAGAGUUGAAUCUCCAUUUACAUGUAUUUCAUUAUAUAAUUACAAACCAACUUUAAAAAAAAAUUUAUUAUAUAAAUAAAAUGUUGGAAAAUUGAUAUCAUAAUUUUUUAAUUAUCAUUGGAAAUCAUUGCAUACUUGUGUAAAUUCACAAUUUUUUUAAUUUUUGAAAUAUUGUUUUUGAAGCUUUUUAAAAAGUUGUUAAUUGUAUUUUUUUAGUUAUAUAUUUAGUUAAUUGCAGAUCUGU